Candidozyma haemuli is the source of this 1965-nucleotide messenger RNA. RefSeq names its product heat shock protein SSA1. The record is from RefSeq and is a predicted model, not a curated record. The coding region runs from base 1 to 1965 and encodes 654 amino acids. Gene Ontology annotation, molecular function: ATP hydrolysis activity; heat shock protein binding; ATP binding. NCBI's taxonomy places the organism in Eukaryota, Fungi, Ascomycota, Pichiomycetes, Serinales, Metschnikowiaceae. The transcript has a single exon. Gene Ontology annotation, biological process: protein refolding; cellular response to unfolded protein; vesicle-mediated transport. Gene Ontology annotation, cellular component: cytoplasm; cytosol; nucleus.
AUGUCGAAAGCAAUUGGAAUUGACUUAGGCACCACGUACUCCUGUGUCGCUCACUUCACCAACGACAGGGUUGAAAUUAUCGCCAAUGAUCAAGGAAACAGAACAACCCCCUCUUAUGUUGCAUUCACAGAUACAGAGAGGUUAAUUGGUGAUGCUGCUAAGAACCAAGCUGCCAUGAAUCCUGCCAAUACGGUAUUCGAUGCCAAGAGGCUCAUCGGAAGAAAGUUCGAAGACCCCGAGGUUAUCGAGGAUGCGAAGCACUAUCCAUUCAAAGUAAUUGAUAAGAAUGGUAAACCAAACAUUCAGGUUGAGUACAAAGGCGAAACAAAAGUGUUUACCCCCGAGGAGAUUUCCUCGAUGGUCUUGGGCAAGAUGAAGGAGACGGCAGAAGGUUUCUUGGGUGGGACUGUUAAUGAUGCAGUUGUAACUGUCCCUGCUUACUUUAACGACUCACAAAGACAAGCUACAAAAGAUGCUGGUUUAAUCGCUGGUUUGAAUGUCCUAAGAAUUAUUAACGAGCCCACGGCGGCUGCCAUAGCCUAUGGAUUGGACAAAAAAGGGCAACAAGCUGGUGAAAAGCAUGUCUUGAUUUUUGACUUGGGAGGUGGCACUUUUGAUGUAUCACUCUUGGCAAUUGAUGAAGGGGUAUUCGAGGUUAAAGCAACCGCGGGAGAUACUCACUUGGGAGGCGAGGAUUUCGAUCAUCGCUUAGUGAACCAUUUCGCCCAAGAGUUCAAAAGGAAAAACAAAAAAGAUUUGACCUCUAACCAAAGGGCAAUGAGAAGAUUGAGGACUGCAAGUGAACGUGCAAAGAGAUCCUUAUCUUCUUCAGCCCAAACCUCCAUCGAGAUCGAUUCCUUAUUUGAAGGCAUAGAUUUCUACACUUCAAUUACUCGAGCGAGAUUUGAAGAACUCUGUGCUGACUUGUUUAGGAUAACUGUUGAUCCAGUGGAGAAAGUAUUGAAAGACGCAAAAUUGGACAAAUCUCAAGUAGAUGAGAUCGUCCUUGUUGGUGGCUCCACCAGAAUCCCGAAGAUUCAGAAAUUGGUCACUGAUUUCUUCAAUGGAAAAUAUCCCUGUAAAUCUAUCAAUCCUGAUGAAGCGGUGGCAUAUGGAGCUGCUGUUCAAGCCGCUAUUCUUACUGGUGAUACUUCUUCGAAGACUCAAGACUUGUUGUUGUUGGAUGUUGCCCCAUUAUCUUUGGGAAUCGAGACAGCUGGCGGUGUUAUGACAAAAUUGAUCAGCAGGAAUGCUACAAUUCCAACGAAGAAAUCCGAGACCUUCUCGACAUAUGCAGACAACCAGCCUGGUGUUCUCAUUCAAGUAUAUGAGGGCGAAAGAGCACGAACUAAGGAUAAUAACUUACUAGGUAAGUUUGAGCUUUCGGGCAUCCCACCAGCCCCCAGAGGUGUGCCUCAGAUUGAAGUCACAUUCGACAUUGAUGCAAAUGGGAUUUUGAAUGUUUCAGCAGUUGAGAAGGGUACAGGUAAGACUCAGAAGAUUACGAUCACAAAUGAUAAAGGCCGGUUAUCGAAAGAGGACAUUGAAAGAAUGGUGUCCGAAGCUGAGAAAUUUAAAGAAGAGGAUGAGAGAGAGGCUGGACGUAUUCAGUCGAAAAAUACAUUGGAAUCAUAUGCUUACUCCUUAAAGAACUCCAUCAAUGAUGGCGAGAUGAAGGACAAGAUCAAUGCUGACGAUAAAAGUAAGUUGACGAGUGCCAUUGAGGAAACAAUUCAGUGGUUGGAUUCUUCUCAGGCAGCUUCAAAAGAAGAAUACGAUGAUAAGCAUAAAGAGUUGGAAUCUAUUGCGAACCCUAUUAUAUCUGCUGCGUAUGGAGCAGCAGGGGGCCCUGGUGGUGCAUCCGGAGGAAAUGGCGGUUUCCCUGGAUCUCAGGGUGGAGGAACAUCCGGUGGAGAUGGUGGGAACACUGGCGAAUCCGGGCCAACGGUGGAAGAGGUCGAUUAA